AUGGAAAUGGUUAACAGAAAUGAGACAUUUGUGACUGAGUUCAUAUUUUUGGGCCUCUCUAGUAAGCCCAGGGUCCAAAUUAUUCUCUUUUUGGUUUUCCUGACUUUUUAUUUGUUCUCAUUGUUUGGAAAUAUCAUCAUCAUAUCUGUCGUUGGAGUUGACUCUCGGCUUCAUACACCCAUGUACUUUUUCCUAAUCAAUUUGUCUAUUUUAGACAUUUCUUAUACCUCCACCAACAUUCCACAGAUGCUCAUGAACCUUCUGACCAGAAGGAAAACUAUCUCAUUUGGGGGAUGUGCAACCCAGAUGUAUUUUUCCCUGGCUUUUGGAAUGACAGAGUGCUUUCUGCUUGGAGUCAUGGCUUAUGACCGAUAUGUAGCUAUCUGUCAGCCUCUGCAUUACACAAUCAUCAUGAAUGUGAAGUUCUGCAUUCAGUUGGCUGCCUUUUGCUGGAGUAGCAGUUUAGUGAGCUCAAUGAUAAUAAACAUUUUCACUUUACGGUUAUCAUUCUGUGGUCCAAACAUCUUGAACCAUUACUUCUGUGAGGUACCAGCUGUCCUGACCUUGGUUUGCACUGACACUUCUCUUACUGAGAUGGUUGUCUUUAUUUUCAGCAUAAUCAUAGUCUUCCUCCCUUUCUUGCUGAUCAUUGUCUCCUAUGCCUACAUCUUCAGAGCUGUCCUUCAGAUUCAAACUGCCCAAGGAAGGACUAAAGCAUUCUCUACCUGUGCAUCCCACCUUACUGUAGUAGCCAUAUUUUAUGGGACAGCAAUUUUCACUUAUAUGCGACCAAGCAUAAAAUCUUCACAGGACAGGGACAAAGUGAUUGCAGUAUUUUAUACCAUUAUAAUGCCCAUGCUUAACCCUCUGAUAUAUAGUCUGAGAAACAAGGAUGUGCACGGUGGCCUGAGAAGAUCACUCGUGUUAUUAAGAAGUUCUGUGGUCAGCAAAGGAGUUCAUGUGAAUUUGUGGCCACAUGCCUCUGAAUAG
Eublepharis macularius is the source of this 990-nucleotide messenger RNA. Its product is annotated as olfactory receptor 2G3-like. The transcript has a single exon. Gene Ontology annotation, cellular component: membrane. Bases 1 to 990 code for a protein of 329 amino acids. Gene Ontology annotation, biological process: G protein-coupled receptor signaling pathway. Gene Ontology annotation, molecular function: G protein-coupled receptor activity; olfactory receptor activity. The record is from RefSeq and is a predicted model, not a curated record. NCBI's taxonomy places the organism in Eukaryota, Metazoa, Chordata, Lepidosauria, Squamata, Eublepharidae.